AUGUUUCCCUUUGCUUAUUUAAUCAGUUUCCUAAUCCAGGCUCUUAACUACUGUGAGAGCUGGAAGCAGCUUCCCAUAGUCUCUUAUCUUCCUCAGAGACAUCCGAAGACGGUAGGUACGAGCUCAAUUGAGUUGCAUCAUUCGAACCUCCUGACCCGUUGUUCUGAACUUGGCUCUGUGUGGUUCCUCCGUUGACGUUGACGGUUGGAAGAUUGUUGCUUCGCUCGCCUGCAGGCUGGGGAGUCUUUGGUUCAUCGGUGGGCAUGAUGCUAGGCGAACAGGCGUA
This is a messenger RNA of Periconia digitata, 286 nucleotides long. The record is from the annotation of a GenBank genome assembly. Lineage: Eukaryota; Fungi; Ascomycota; Dothideomycetes; Pleosporales; Periconiaceae.